Saccostrea cuccullata (small rock oyster) is the source of this 588-nucleotide messenger RNA. RefSeq lists its product as uncharacterized. NCBI's taxonomy places the organism in Eukaryota, Metazoa, Mollusca, Bivalvia, Ostreida, Ostreidae. The transcript has 4 exons. The record is from RefSeq and is a predicted model, not a curated record. The coding region runs from base 13 to 588 and encodes 191 amino acids.
GAAAAUGGUCAAAUGAGUGAAUACAGGUUCAGUUUUGAAGGAAAAUUUGAUCUUUUGAUCUGCGACCCGUUCUCGCCGGAGUCUGCCAGGUAUCUUCGAGACCGAAAGAGAAAAGCCGCAGCUAUUUGCCCUGUGAAGGAUUCAUCCAUGAACGUUAAUGAAAAUGCUUUCUUAACAGCACCAAGCACCGGCUCCUGUUCAUCUGCUAAUGACCAUAAUUUUAAGACUGAGAGGACAUGCGAAAAACCUGUGGAGAGUCCUCCUAUCUUGAAAGUUUCCAGGGGAAAAUAUUUUAAGAAUGAUAGAAUGGAUGAUGAACUUUCUGACAUAGAGGUUGACUGCGAAACAAACUCUUUGAUAAAUAAUGCCGUCGAUCAGUGGUUUUGGAAAGAUGGUAAUGGAAAAUGGAUUCCAUAUCCCAAAAAAAUGAACGAUAAAAUCAACAGAAGUUACAAACGAAACCCUGGUUCCACUGUUGUAGUUACAAUAAAAGACCAAACAUACAGGGUAGUUAUGGCCAAAAAUAUGCAUAUAAAUUUGACAACAAGGGAGGAGUCUAAAGUUAAAUUUGUAAAAUUUGAUUUAUAA